Messenger RNA from Onychostruthus taczanowskii (white-rumped snowfinch), 2905 nucleotides. RefSeq names its product sphingomyelin phosphodiesterase 4 (gene SMPD4). Lineage: Eukaryota; Metazoa; Chordata; Aves; Passeriformes; Passeridae. Gene Ontology annotation, biological process: ceramide biosynthetic process; sphingomyelin catabolic process; glycerophospholipid catabolic process. The record is from RefSeq and is a predicted model, not a curated record. Bases 71 to 2569 code for a protein of 832 amino acids. Gene Ontology annotation, molecular function: sphingomyelin phosphodiesterase D activity. The transcript has 19 exons.
GCGCGGGGCGCGAGCGGCGGCGGGCGGGGGCAGCGCUGAGGGCUCCGCGGGACGGGAGCGGAGCGGCGGCAUGGCCGGGCCGCACCUGCAGCAGCCCAGCUUCCUGCUGGCCACGCUGAAGGCGGAUUGUGUCAACAAACCGUUUGCGCAGAGGUGCCGCGACCUGGAGACCGUCAUCGAGGAGCUGCCCGCCAAGGAACUACAUGGCAUCUUCCCAUGGCUGGUGGAAAGCAUUUUUGGCAGCCUGGAUGGCAUCAUCGUGGGCUGGAAUCUACGCUGCUUGCAGGGAAGAACAAACCCUAAUGAAUAUUCUGUGGCCUUGGAUUUCCUGGAUCCCAGUGGCCCGAUGAUGAAGCUGGUUUACAAACUCCAAGCAGAAGAGUACAGAUAUGAUUUCCCAGUCUCAUAUCUUCCAGGCCCUGUGAAGGCUUCAAUACAAGAGCAAGUUCUACCAGAAUGCUCUUUAUACCACAACAAAGUCCAGUUUCCUUCCUCUGGUGGUUUAGGUUUGAAUUUGGCUCUUAAUCCAUUUGAGUAUUACAUGUUUUACUUUGCAAUCAGUUUGAUUACUCAGAAGAACUCACCUGUCACCCAUCAUGUCAGCCCUUCCAACAGUGCUUAUUUCAUCCUGGUGGACACGUACCUCAAGUGUUUCCUGCCCACAGAAGGAAGUGUCCUUCCCCCACCUUCUUCAAAUCCUGGGGGAGCCAUCCCUUCCCCUACUCCCAGGUCCCCAGCAGUGCCCUUCUCCUCCUAUGGCAUGCACCACACCAGCCUGCUGAAGCGGCACAUUGCCCACCAGCCCUCUGUGAACGCUGACCCAGCCUCCCAGGAGAUCUGGAGAUCAGAAACACUGCUUCAGAUCUUUGUUGAAAUGUGGCUUCAUCACUAUUCACUGGAAAUGUAUCAGAAAAUGCAGUCCCCUCACGUCAAGCUGUCUCCACCAAUGGCAGAUUUCUGCCUCUCACACAAUAGUCAUUUAAGCAAACCUUGCGUGGAAGAAAAGAUCAGAAUUUGCAUGGCUGUCACCCAGAUUAAGGAGUCAUUCAAGCCCACUGAAGAGCAUGUGCUGGUGGUAAGACUGCUUGUGAAACAUCUGCAUGCUUUCAGCAACAGCCUGAAGCCAGAGCCUCUCUCCCCUUCAGCCCACUCCCACACAGCCAGCCCACUGGAGGAGUUUAAAAGGGUUGUGAUUCCUCGGUUUGUCCAGGAGAAGCUUUAUAUCUUUUUGCAACACUGUUUUGGCCACUGGCCUCUGGAUGCCUCUUUCAGAGCAGUUCUUGAGAUGUGGUUGAGUUACCUGCAGCCCUGGAGGUACGCGCCCGAAAAGCCCCCGCAAAGCACAGAGCCUUUGCCUCGCAGCGUCUCGGAGAAGUGGGCUGCCUUCAUUCAAGAGAACCUGCUCAUGUAUACCAAGCUGUUUGUGGGAUUUCUGAACAGAGCUCUUCGGACAGAUUUGGUCAGUCCAAAAAAUGCCCUCAUGGUGUUCCGAGUAGCUAAGGUCUUUGCUCAGCCCAAUCUAGCUGAAAUGAUCCUGAAAGGAGAACAGUUAUUCCUGGAGCCAGAACUUGUGAUUCCCCACCGUCAACACCGACUUUUUAUGAGCCCCACUCUUGGUGGGAGUUUUUUGUCAUCACGGUCUCCAGCUGUUACAGAUGCCUCAUUUAAGGUGAAGAGUCAUGUUUACAGCCUGGAAGGACAGGACUUCCAGUAUAAACAGAUGUUUGGCACAGAAGUCAGGAAUUUGGUGUUAAAACUGGCCCAGUUAAUUUGUCAGGCACAGCAGACAGCAAAGUCCAUAUCAGACCACUCUGCAGAGACAAUGGCCAGCCAGUCCUUCUUCUCGUGGUUUAGGUUCACACCAUCUGAUGUGAAUGGUUCCUACACAGGCAAUGACCUUGAUGAAAUUGGGCAGGACAGCAUCAAAAAAACAGAUGAAUACUUGGAGAAGGCACUGGAAUAUUUGUGCCAGAUCUUUAAGCUGAGUGAAGCCCAGCUGACCCAGAUGAUGAUGAAGUGUGGGACAGCUCAAGAUGAGAACGGAAAAAAACAGCUUCCAGACUGCAUUGCAAGCGAGAACGGCCUCAUCCUUACACCCCUUGGCAGGUACCAGAUCAUAAACGGCUUACGCAGGUUUGAGCUGCAGUACCAAGGGGACACCGAGCUCCAGCCCAUCCGCAGCUACGAGAGCGCUGCUCUGGUGCGGCUCCUGUUCCGCGUGUCCUCGGCGCUCAACGAGAGGUUUGCUGAUCAGAUGGAAGUGCUUUGCUCCAGGGACGAUUUUGUUGGCAGACUGUGUCGCUACCACCUGACCAACCCCCAGCUCGUACAGAAAAUCAGGUACAGCCCCGUGGUGAGGGACAGAACGAGCCAGAACUGGGGACCCAGGAUCAGUCUGAGGUUUCUGGCCAGCUACAGGACUCUGAUCUCUUUGCUGAUGAUCUACUUCCUUGCAUCCUGGUUUUAUGUCGGGCCAGUUGGCUGCACAUUCAUUAUCCUAAUUGGAUAUUUUCUUUAUGCUGUAAUAAUGACUUUUUUCUUCGAAGGAUGGAAACCACAUGAACACUAGUUUCCUCUUCCUGGCUUCUAGAAAUAAAUGUUUUAAGGAUGAGCCCGAGAUUCCAUGACUAAAAUGUUUUAAUUAUAUCAGCUCUUCCUAAAAUAUUUUUUAAUACUAAAGUUAAUGAAGUUUUAUAAACAUUGAUGUGGCCUUGUAGAGAUAAUCAAUGUAAAUUUUAUUUUUAUAAAACUCUUCCUGUACACUCGAGUGAUUAUGUUGUUUGGAUUUUCUUUUUGAGGGGAGAAGAAUGAGCCAUGAGUAUUUAUAAAACUGAGUCAUGCCACAGGUGUAUCCCAUCACUGACCUCUUGACCAGUUCUUCCAGUUCACUGAGGACAGGAAGGAU